Molecule: messenger RNA, 859 nt
Organism: Saccostrea cuccullata (small rock oyster)
Lineage: Eukaryota; Metazoa; Mollusca; Bivalvia; Ostreida; Ostreidae
Product: COMM domain-containing protein 1-like
Exons: 3
Coding region: 24-599 (191 amino acids)
Biological process (GO): positive regulation of protein ubiquitination; negative regulation of sodium ion transmembrane transport; negative regulation of protein localization to cell surface
Cellular component (GO): endosome
Source: RefSeq, a predicted model, not a curated record
UUUUGCUGUAGGUGAAAAGUCACAUGACAAUCAAAAUGGCAGACAGUGUGAAAAACAUAUCAGCUUUGUUAACGGGAUUAGCCAAAAGAAAUUACUACAAUGAAUCUGAAUACACAGAUGAUUUUUUAAAGAGUCAAAUAUUUCCGGAUGUAGCUGAAGAAGAGUAUGCAUCACUACUCAAAAGAUGUUCAAGUUACAUGAAGAGUAUAGUAUCAGCUGAUAUGGAUUUCAAUCAAUUAGAAGCAUUCUUAACCUCACAAAUGAAGAGGAGGGAGGCAGCAAUGUCAGAAGAAGAGGCUAGUGCAUACAGAAAAUUCUGGAAAAUACAUAAAAAUAAAAUUCAUGACACUUUAGUCUCAAAGACAAAUUGGAACAAUACCCUGAAAAAAGUGUCAUGGCGGAUUGAUGUCAAGUCACAAGCUAAGAAUACAGAAAAUAUGAACGAGCCAACAGCUAUAGUGGAACUCCAAAUAGAAAAUCCUCAGGAAUCACAGAAAGCUGAUGUUGUGCAAUUUGAAAUGGACGAAAACAGAUUAGCACAUGUCUUGCAAAAUAUGAAAGACAUUGAAGAUCAAAUUGUCCAAUACUGCCAACAGUAAAAUUGUCAAUUUGAAAUAAUAUUCUAAAACAUCACAUCGGUAUGCCAAACAACUUGCUAACACAUUGCUGUAGGAAAGUGAGAUUUGAUUUUCAAAUAUUGGCAAUCACAGACCAAGCUUUUCAAUGCAAAUUUUGGAUGAACUACUGCAAAUGCCAAUAUCCUGAAGGCAACCAUUGUUGAUGUAAUAUAUGAAUAUACAUGUAUCACAUUAUAACAAUAUAAUGCAGCUAUUGAAAGAUCAAUAUAAAGACCAUAUAA